Molecule: messenger RNA, 2171 nt
Organism: Drosophila gunungcola (fruit fly)
Lineage: Eukaryota; Metazoa; Arthropoda; Insecta; Diptera; Drosophilidae
Gene: gsb-n
Product: protein gooseberry-neuro
Exons: 5
Coding region: 570-1925 (451 amino acids)
Biological process (GO): regulation of transcription by RNA polymerase II; anatomical structure development
Molecular function (GO): RNA polymerase II cis-regulatory region sequence-specific DNA binding; DNA-binding transcription factor activity, RNA polymerase II-specific
Source: RefSeq, a predicted model, not a curated record
CAUAUUGUAUACGGCUGUGGCGCUCUAUCCGGCAUCAACCACUGAAAGGGCGGACGCGAAAGCUGCUCUCACUCUCCCUCCUGCCAGCAUCUCCAUCUCAGGUGGUGGUGGCUCGACACGGAAACCAGUUUAUGGAGCGAUCUCAUUGUUCAUUCGUCUGCGGAGUAGUCGUCGUCAUCGCCCGGACCGGCCGGCCCUCUUUAAUUUAUGCUCGCGCUUCUCUUUAGUUGCUUUGCAAGUCUCGUGCUGUUUGAUCGCCUAAGCGCGCGUAGUUCCAAGAAAAUUUCCCGCAGCCUCACCACCGGGUUGGGAGUUGCAAAAUUCCGUCGGAAUCGGAAACGGAAUCGAAAGCCGCUCGUCGCAGGCUUCGCAGUGAUGAAGUGGAGCUUUUGGGCCAUUUUCUAAGUGAUCUGUCGCUCAUAUGUACUGCCUCUGAGCUCUAGAGUUUAAAUCAUAAUUGUGCAAUUGUAUCGACUCUGAUGCACUACUUUAAAACCAAAGCAAAUUUGUUCUACGGUGCAGCGUUAUUUUAGGUUUUAAGCUAUUAAUAAGUAAAGUGUAUUCGGACAAUGGAUAUGUCCAGCGCCAACUCGUUGCGGCCUCUAUUCGCGGGGUAUCCCUUUCAAGGACAAGGUCGCGUUAACCAGCUCGGAGGCGUUUUUAUCAAUGGUCGCCCGCUGCCCAAUCACAUUCGCCUUAAGAUCGUGGAAAUGGCGGCUAGUGGAGUUCGGCCCUGUGUGAUCUCGCGCCAGCUGCGCGUCUCCCACGGCUGCGUAUCAAAGAUUCUAAACCGAUACCAGGAGACGGGCUCCAUUAGACCCGGUGUAAUAGGUGGAUCUAAGCCCAAGGUAACCUCGCCCGAGAUUGAAACGCGGAUCGAUGAGCUGCGAAAGGAAAACCCCGGCAUAUUCAGUUGGGAGAUACGCGAGAAGCUGAUCAAGGAGGGCUUUGCGGAUCCACCGUCAACGUCAUCGAUCAGUCGGUUAUUGCGGGGUAACGAUCGAGGCAGCGAAGAUGGUCGGAAGGACUAUACUAUACAUGGAAUUCUUGGAGGCCGUGACUCCGACAUAAGUGAUACGGAGUCGGAGCCUGGGAUUCCGCUGAAACGCAAGCAGCGGCGCUCCCGGACCACCUUUACCGCCGAGCAGCUGGAGGCCCUUGAGCGGGCCUUUGCCCGCACACAGUACCCGGACGUGUACACCCGGGAGGAGCUGGCCCAGACCACUGCCCUGACCGAGGCGCGCAUCCAAGUCUGGUUCUCCAAUCGUCGCGCCCGUCUACGCAAGAAUUCGGGCGGCUCGAGCUCCGGACUUUCGCCCAUGAACAGUGGCAGCUCUAGUGUGGGUGUUGGAGUGGGCAGUGGGGCGGCGGCGCCACUGGGCUUUGGGCCUUUGGGCGUGGGUUCCAUGGCAGGCUACAGUCCCGCGCCUGGCACCACCGCAAGUGGAGCUGGCAUGAACGAUGGAGUUCACCAUGCCGCCAACGCUCCAAGUACCCACCACAGUGCAGCAGCGGCUGCUGCAGCGGCGCACCAUCAUACACAGAUGGGUGGCUACGAUUUGGUACAAAGUGCGGCGCAACACGGAUUCCCCGGGAGCUUCGCUCAGCCCGGCCACUUUGGGAGUCAGAACUACUAUCAUCAAGACUACUCCAAAAUGACCAUUGACGACUUCUCCAAGCUAACCGCCGACAGUGUCUCAAAGAUCUCGCCCUCACUGCACCUGAGCGACAACUACUCAAAGCUGGAGGCGCCUUCGAACUGGUACCAUCUUAACCAGUCGGCGGUGGCCGCAGCCAACUACAAUGCCCACGUAGCCCAACACCAGCUCAACGACUACGCCGCUGCAGCGGCUCACGGCUCAGCGGCUGCCGCCUACAACCACCACCCCUUACCGGCGCAAGGUCAGGCCAAGUACUGGUCAUGAACUUUGGAUCCAGAGACAUCGCUUCACGAACGAGAGCCAAUCCAUUUUUGCGUUAGUUUUAUGCAUUUCAAUUAUCAGCAGAGGCACAUUUAGAUGUUAGGCAACUAUUUAUACAACGCAAAUGUGAAUAUGGAAAAUAACGCUUACUGCACGUGCAUUACAUGGCUUUUAUAGGCGCAUUAAGGCUGCCAGCGUUUCCAUACAAGCAUUUCGAAAAUAAAGCUACAAAUUAAUUUAUAUUUGUAA